Syngnathus acus (greater pipefish) is the source of this 13353-nucleotide messenger RNA. RefSeq names its product golgin subfamily B member 1-like. Bases 814 to 12900 code for a protein of 4028 amino acids. The transcript is spliced from 13 exons. Gene Ontology annotation, cellular component: Golgi apparatus. The record is from RefSeq and is a predicted model, not a curated record. Lineage: Eukaryota; Metazoa; Chordata; Actinopteri; Syngnathiformes; Syngnathidae.
UCAGUCAUCAUAUAGAAACUGCAUUUUGUAUUUAGUUCAUUUUCUUUGUGAGAUAUUGGCUUGAUGAUUUGAAACGUUUAUGCAAAGACACUCAGGUAGUCGCCAAACACUUUCCACAACUCUGUACAUGUAGACUAAUUUCUAAUAGUUUUAUUCACUGAUAUGCUAAUGACCUUUUCUUGUUUAAAUCAUCAGUCAUUGACAAUGUUUGCCGUAUGGUCAAGCAACCCGGGAAAAUAAUGGUUCUUAAAAAAAAAAAAAUCCCAAAUGAAUGACAUUCUUGAUGAAUGUGUGUAAACUUCAGCGUGCGCCUAUACUUUAUCUCUAUAUACCUUAUAGACUGUGUAGAUAUCAAGCAGACAAAUUGCUGUCUGUAUUUCCUUCUAAAACUUAAUAAUUCUCUUUCUUUCUUAUUUCUUCCUAAAAAUUAAAGAUGGUUUGCGGACUGUGGUGGAGGAGCUGGAGGUAGAGAGAAAUCAAUUACAAGAGCAGAUACUGAGCCUGGAAGAGCGUUGUCAAGGUCUUGAAGAUCGUCUACAGCUGCAGGCACGCUUUGAGACCUUACAGAAUGAGACGGAUAAAUUACAGACCCAACUUGCCAGUGUGCGUAGUCAGCAGAACAGGGAAGCAGAAAAACAUCAGCUGUUGGUUCGUAGUCUCAAUGAACAACUUAAGGGGCUCAGUGACACACAGGAAUGCCUGGAAAGCUCACUCAUUGAGAAGGAAAGCACUUUAGCCAAGACAUCAGAAAAACUGGAGCUCAUCAACAGCCUCAAAGAAUCUUUGAGUGAAAAAGGAAUUCAGUGCAAAGAGAUGUCUGACAAACUCCUUCAGACUGAGCAAGCUCUUGAGAAUGUUUCCAAGAAAAGCAGUAACUCAGAGAAGCUCUGCUCUGAGUUAAAAGCAGAAGUCACUGAUGUCACACAGAGGCUGAGUGAGCUGAGAGACAAGAGUCAGAAGCAAGACAUCAUCAUAGACACAUUACAAACUGAGCUUGACCAAACGAAUGAGGAAUUAGACAAGUUAAACACGUCCCACCUGGAAGAAAGGGCCCAACUCAUUCAUGAUCUUCAAAGUUGUGAACGGGAGAUUGAUAGUCUGAAAGAUACUCUGUUGGAAAAAGACAAAGCACUCAACACCACCAUGUUGGAGUAUUCAGAACAGGUUACAGUUCUCAAAGAAGAGCUUCGACUCAAGGAAGAAAACUUGAUUCAAGUAGAAAAUACAUUGACAAAAGCAGGUCGAGAGGUCACAGUUAUUAGCGAUUCGCAGACUGCAGAUCAGCAAUCGCUUAAUAGCAAGAUUACAGGGCUUGUUGAGAAUCUAAAGGAUGUUAGGAUGGAAUUAGACAAGGCCAAAGAAGAAAGCAAAUCUAAAGUAGCAGGGAUGGACCAACUAAUCAAACAGGCCAAAGAGGAUAAACAAACUAUUCAGGACCUCCGAUCUCAAACUCAGAAACAAACUGUGAGCCAUCAUGUCCAGCUUUCUGGAUGUGAAACACUCAUCUCUUCACUAAAAGAACAACUGGAAUUAGCUAACCUAAGGCAACACGAGUCUGAUGAACUCAUGUUGCGGCUCAAGGAAAUAAAUGCUAACAAUGAGAAAAAUAUUCUUCAAAAAGAAGAGAUGUAUGAAAAUGAACUGAAAACUAUAAAGGAUGAAAAGAACAAACUUCUAUCCCAAGUGGAAAAAUUCAAUCAUGACAUGGAACUGUUGUCCAAAGAAUUAAAGGAACGAGCACAAAGUAAGGACAAUGUUCAACAAGAGACGGAGAAAUAUAAGGAUAUCAUAACAUUGCUGGAAAACCAACUGAAGGCAAAUGAUGAACAGGCAAAGGAUGAGCGACAGAGCUAUAAUGCAGAAUUACAGGUCAGGGAAUCUGAAAAUAAGAAGUUGCGCAAAGAACUUGAUAACAACAUUGAAAAUGUCUCAAAAAUGAAGGAUCUCUUAAAACACAUGGAGACUGAGAAAGAACAGUUGCAAGAAAAGCUUAUAAAUCUCACUGAAAACCUUGAAGUACAGAAUCUGAAUGAAAACCAAUUUAAUGAAAAGAUUACAUCUGUCCUCGAACUUAACAACAAUUUAAAGAGACAAGUACAAAACUUAACAAAGGGAAAUGAAAGACUUGAAUUAGAAGUAACUGAAAAGGUUGCGACAAUUUCAGAAAUCAAGUUCGAAAGAGAUUCUUUGCAUGCAAAGUUAUCCACAUUAGAAUCACAAUAUUUCCAAAACAGCAGUAUGAUUCAUGAAUUAGAAAAAAAUAAAGAAGAUUUAAUUUUACAAGCUACUGAUUUAAAAAAAGAUCUUGAACAACACACAUUCUCAAACAAUGAGGUUGUCCUGGCCAAAACAAAAGAAUGUAGUAACCUCAACCGGUUACUCAGGGAAAAGGAGGACAUCAUCACACAACUGCAAGGGCAACUGCAGAGCCACAUUUCUGAGGCAGAUGAGUUGCGCGUUACCAUAGAAAAGAACCACCAGGUUGCCUCUGAUCUUCAAGCAGAACUGGAGGCCCGAAAAAUUGAUCAAAUGCAACUUAAAGAAACAUUGACUCUUCUUCAAGCACAAGAUUGCAGUCUGAAGUCUGGGCUAUUGGAGAAGGAUUCAACUUUGAAGGAAAAACAGGAAGAGUGUCAUGGUUUGCAGAGUGAGAUUAUUUUCCAUAAGGAAUCUGUACGUAAGCUCCAAGAGGAAGUUGAAUCACUAAAUACGGAACGCUCGCAGUUUUGCAAGGAUCUUGAAGAAAAACAAAUGAUGAUGAAAAGUAUGGCACAGCACUGCCAAAAACACAAAGAUGACUUUGAUGAUGCAAACAAUAAUAUGAACGCUCUCAAAAACGAAAUCAAUGAAAUGAAAGAAAAAUCCAGAAAACUCAAAACAGAAGCAAACUCCAGGGAAACCGAGCUGAGAACCCUUAAAAGUAAAAUGCACACAAUCAUGUCAGAAAGCCAACAACUUCAUGCAGUUUUAAAAUCCAUAGAAAAUGAACUUGACAAGAAAACACAUAUUAUUUCAAACCUUGAUACAGAACUCAAAGCCACUCUUGAGCAGAACUCCAGUUUUAGCAUGAAUGUAACUAGUCUAACCGAAGAUAAUGAACGACUACAAAAAGAGGUGUCAGAGAACAAUGCAUUGGCUUGUCAAUUAAAAACCGAGAUUAGUCUCCUCAGAAAACAGAAAUCUGAAUUUGAGGAACAAAACACAAAUGAUAAGAAGAUAAUCAAUGAUCUUCUGAAUGAAAGAAAUGAUCUUAUUGAUUCCGUAAGUAACACAAAACAGGUCAUCCAGGAAAGGGAAAUCUCUAACAAAGUAUGUUUGCUUGAGAAAACAAAUGAAUGUAAUACCCUUUCAAAAACACUGAGUGAAAGGGAACAACAGAUUCAAACAUUGCAAGAGCAAGUAAAUGACCUAAAAAUUCAGAUAAAUCAGUUGAAACUCUCUAUGGUUGAGAAAGAAGAAACCCUGUUAGAAAGAAAAUCACUCUUAGAAGCCCAGCAUAUCCAACAACUGCAAUUGCAGGACACCAUCUCUAUGCUUCAAGAACAGGGCUCCGUCCUAAAGACAGGGCUAAUGGAGAAGGACACAAUGCUUCAGCAAAAAUCAGAUGAAUGUAUUGUUCACCACAAUGAAGUCAUGCUCCAGAAGGACCUUGUGUUGCAAAUGCAGUGUGAGGUUGAGUCAGUCAGGCAAGAAAGCUUAGAGACAAAGCAACAGUUAGAACAAAAGGACCACAUGUUAAAAGACCUAACAAAUGAUUUUGAAAACCAGCAAGAAGAGCUCAAUGAACGUACUCAAUCCAUGAUCAAACUUGAGAGUCAGCUCGCAGCCAUGAAUAACAGCGUAGAAGAGAUGCAGAUUGAAAUUACCAAUCUCAAGGAUUCUGUGGAGACGCUUACUUUUGAAAAUUGUCAACUAAGACAAGAGAAUGAACUGAUGAAAGCUGAGGUAACUGAUUUAAAAGAUGCAAUUCAAGCCCUAAAUGAUCAGAAUGUAAGCUUGAAAUCUGAGCUUCAGAAAUCUUGUGUAGAGCUUUCCAAAGCACAUGAAGAACUUGCACAUCUAAAAAAAGCAGUUAAUGAAAGUGAACUCCAGCUCAAAACUACACAGUCAGAAAAGGAACAUCUUAAUUUAACCAUCCAAGAUAAAGAUGAUUCCCUGAAAGAACUUGAAAGUAGGAUAUCUGAGCAGGAGGAGCAGUUGAAACUGAAAGAUAAUGAAAUGUUUAGUUUGAAAGUCCAAGUUACAGACCUUGGAGAUUCUGUCUGCAAAUUUAGAGGUCAAAUCCACAGUCUUACCUCAGAAUCAACAACUUUAAAAAAUAUAUUAGAGAAAAAAGAGCAGCCUAGUCUUGAAGAUCAAAGAAAUGUCACGCUUGUGAAUGAAAAUUUGAAUGUUAGUCUUCAAGACAAAGAAAAAGAGUGUGAGAUCUUAAAAGAAAAGCUUUCACACCUUGAAGAAGAGUCUUUUAAGAUUAAGAGCAUCCUCCAAAUGCAGAUAGUAGAAACAAAAAAUCUUCAAAAAGCCUUGGAAGAACGAGACUUUCGUCUUAUGGACCAGUCACAGUCUCUUCAAGGUUUACAGAGAACGGCCGAUGAGUUCUUGCUUUUCAAAGGUCAGUUUGUCGAAAGCACAGAGUUAAUGUCACAAUUACAAAAUCAAAUACAGAUACUGUCAUCGGAUGCUUCCAACCACAAAACAUCAGCUGAAGAAAAACAAAGUGCCCUCAUUAACCUGCAAGAAAAAUAUGCAGCCAAUUUGGAGGAUUUGCAGGAUAUGAGAAAGGAGCUGUCCCAAAGGACUGAUGAAGUGUUGAGCCUAAAGACUUUAUCAGAUGAACACAACACAGCAAAGACCACCAUAGAAACUUUGAGAAAUGAGCUUUCCUUAAUCCAAAAUAAACUUGAGAAGACACAGAACCUGAAUUCCAAGUUGUCAAAAGAAAAGGAUGAAGCAUUUGCCUCUCAUCAAGCAAAUGUCUCUCAUUUGACUGUUGAAAUUGAAAAACUAAGAGCUCAACAUCUUCAAGUUGUGGGCCAAAUGAAUGCAUUGACAGAGAACCUGGAACAGAGAGAAAUGGCUUUACAUGCAAUUAACAAUCAGUACACAGCCCAAGCCAAACAUACAUCUGAUCUUAUUUCUGAAAUGCAGAAACUAGAACUGCAAAAUAAGAAGCUGAAUGAAGAGAUUAGUUUGUCAAGAAAAGAGCACCACAGCGCCCUCACAGCUGUCAACAAUGAAAAUAUACACUUAGUUGAGGAUAUUAGGAAACUUCUUGCAGAAAAGGAAGGGCUGGAGAAGCUACAUCAUCAAAUUUGUGAAUCCAAGGGGGACCCCAAGGUUCAGUUGGAGCAGCAGUCCAGCAGCAUAAGUGAAAGCAUCCAGCAAAUGGUGUAUGACAAGGAGAGCCUCCAAACCAAGGUUAGUGCUCAAGAUGAGGAAAUUUCUCAAUUGAAAGAUAGUAUUCAUAAGAUGGACCAAAUGCUGCAGGACACUGAAAAAGAGUGGCUGCUUGUCCUAGAUAGAGAAAAACAUGAUAAGGCACUACUUGUAGAACAAUUGAAUCAUGUUGAAAAUGAAAUUUCAUCUAAAGAUGUGAAGGUAAAUGCUUUGAAACAGGACCUAGACAAUUUGCAAGACAAACUGGCUGAAGCAUUCUCCGCUAUUAAAAAAGGUUCUGAUCUUCUCAGUGCAAGAGAAUUUGAGGCAUCAACCUCUAGGAUACAACUUGAAAAGGUCAUGGCAUUAGUCAAGGAAAAGGAUAACGAGAACAAAACUUUGCAGCAGGCUCUUAAGGCUGUGGAACUUGAGUUAGAACAGCUUGUAGCAAAAUUCAGUGGUGCUGACGCCAUAUCCGUCACUUCGCAUGAGGACAAAUCACAUUUGCAUCAAAUGAUAAAACAAGUUGAAGCCAUUCUUUACUCUGAGGUAGAUGCUUUGAAAAACAAGUUUGAUACUACUAUAGCAGAUUUUCAAAAAAUGCAAGCUGCCCUUGAUGAAGAAAAUAAGAGUAAUUAUGAAAAAAGUCAAGAAAUGUUUGUUUUACAGAAGACAAUAGAGAAUUUACAAACUCAGCUGAAGACUGAGGAAGACAAAUCGCCAGAAGCUUCUCUGAAACACUUGUCUUUACACGGGGAACUUAAAAUAAAAGAUGAUCAAAUCAACUCCAUGACCAUUCAGAUAAGUCAGCAAAAAGAAUUACUUAUUGGGCUUAGUCAGCAGUUAAAAGAAAAGGAUGCAACAAUUUCCCAAGUCAUGGAGUCUGCCUUAAAUGAAAGAGUGAAACUUGGUGAGGAAAAUGACCAUUUAUCAAAACAACUAGCGAUUAUACAACAAGAUUACGACACAUCCAUUAAGCAGUAUGAGGAGAUUUUCCUCCAGCUAGAAGAACAUAAUUCAUGUACCCUAAGGGAGAAUGAAAUUAAGAACUCAGAAAAACUUGAGCUGCUAAAACAAAACAGUGACCUAAAAUGUGAGAUAGCAAACAUUUCUAAAGAAAAAGAUACAGUGAAGAAAAAACUUCAAGUGUCUCUCAUUAUUCGAAAGGAUCUGUUGAAAAAAAAUGAAGAGUCUGAAAAAAAAUGUGACGAUCUUAACAAUGAUAUUUCAUGUUUACAAGACAAAUUAGUGGAAACCACAACACAAGCUCAGUCUGCAGCAAAAGUGCUUGAUGAAAGGAUUUCUUUCCUUGAAAAGGAAUGCUUUGGUAAAGAAAGGGAGAUCCAUUAUCACAAAAUGCAAACUGAAGAACUUGCUGAGCAACUUGAAUCUGAAAAAAACUUUUUUCACUCGUCAGAAAGCAAAACAGAGAGUUGCUUGACAGAAAUAUUGCAACAACUCAAUGAGAAAUGUGUCCAAAUCCAACAUCUUCAGGCAUGUGCUGCUGAGCAACAGAAUAGUUUUGAACAAGAAAAGAGACUGAUAGAAUAUGUGGAAGAGCAUCAGAAUAAAAUCACAGGACAUAAAAAUCUGUCUAAAGACAAAGCUUUCCCCAAUGAUAAUGCUGAUGUGUUAGAGAACAAGCUUGCACAAAUGAAGCAAGAAAAGGCACUGCUGCAAAAAAAGAUCCAGGCUGCAUUACUAGCACGUAAAGAGACUCUACAGAGAGCUCAAGAAAAUGAGAAACAGUUAACCAAAGAAUUAAAUGAACUGAAAGAUAACUAUAAGGCACUCUUGAAGCAACACUGUCAGCAGCCAAAUGAGCUCACUGCCAUCCAGUUCAAAUAUAAUGAGAGUCUUGGCGAACUGGAGCAACUCCAGAGAACCUCAUUGUCUAAUUUGGAUGAAUUAAAGAUUUUAAGAGAGCUUGUUCAGGAGAAGGAUGAAACUGUGCAAGAUUUAAAGAUUUUUCUGGCAGAGAGCGAGAGAGAGUGCCAUUCAAAAUUGCAAACCCAAUUGGAAAUUAAAGACAAGGCUCUCAUCUUGAUGGAGGAAAAAUCAGAGACUCAGGCUUCUAAUUCCCAACCUGACAGGAUAAUAGAGCAAGGUCAGCUGAAAACAAAUAAAGUAAAGUUUCAAGAUUCAAUGGAAGAAAACAAGACUCAUUUGGAUCAAGUGUCAACCAUCCAGAGAGUUUUGGCAGAGGCACAGCAACGGCUGUGUGAGAAGGAGUCCAGUUUGACGAGUAUGCUUGAAAAACCACAGUUAGAUUACACUGAAAAAGAAACAAAUUUGGUAUCGUUGAAUAUAGACAAUGUAAAUGCCUUGAGACUAAUUGAUGAACUCAAGAUAGAGUUAGACACGCUCCAUACUCAGCUGAACCAGUGCAAGCAUGUCAAAGAGCUGAUGUAUGAAGAGAUUGCUGAAGUGUCCAUCAAGGAAGAACAUGUAAAUAAAGAUGCAGUAAACACUGUUGACAGAUGUGCUGAAGACUUAAAAACAGUUCCAAAACAUGAAGAUAAGUCUGCAAUAUCAGAAAAGGAUGAGCUGAUUGCUGCACUUCAACUACAAUUGCAGCAGAUAAGUAAAAACCAUGACAUUUCCACUAUGAGCAUGAAAAGGGAAAUUGACCAACUUCAUCAAUCUCAAGAAGAUUGUGGCAAAGUAAAUAAUCAGGAUAAUCAUAAUAAAAUGACCCUACUAACUAAGAAACUUCAAGCAGCUUUAGUCUCAAGGAAAGAACUCAUGAAGGAAAAUGCAUCAUUGAAAGAACAAGUUGGAAAUCUGUCAUCAAAAAUCAAUGCCAAAGAAGUUGAAUGCCUUGCCCUAGAAUCCUCAUUUUCAAGGCUAAAACAACAAAAUGUAGUCCUUGAAAUAGAUAUGAAAUCUGUUAACACUGAUAAAGAGAAGCUAAGCUCUGAAGUUGAUCGUGUCCUUAAUGACAAUUGUAGUCUAUCAGACGCAUGUGAAAGCUUGAAGCAAACCAUAGAGAAUAUCACACAGCACAAGCAAGCAUUUUCCUGCCAGCUAGAAUCUCUCAAAGACUCUCAGACGGAGGAGCUGACCAAAUGGAAAUCAAGGCAUUCAGAACUUGAACAAGACUAUGAGACCCUUUUACAAGCAUAUGAGAAUGUUGGUACUGAAAUGGACAAGAUGAGACAACAUUUGGAAGGAGCCAAAAGUGAUAGACAGGAAGCCCUCCGAAAAUUGCUCAAAUGUGAGACUGAGAUGGUAUUUAUGCACGGCCAAGCCAGACAAGUAGAGGAAGAACAUGAAACACUUAAAGAAAAAAUGCAGACUUUUUCAGAAGAGAAACAGCACAUAAUUGAAGAACUGCAGCAAGAAAAUGACACCAUUAAAAAAGAACUGGUCGAAAUCAUUGAAACCCACAGGAUAGCAAUAUUUGAGCUGACUAACAAAAAUCAGCACUGCGAGGCCAAAAUUCAACAACUGAAGUCUUCACUGGAGGCUUGCAAAGAUAAUAUUGCAGAUAUGCAUGUUAAAAACAGAGAACUGACUGAAAAGCUAAAUGGUAGUGAUUCAAAACAGUGCAUGGAAUCAAAAUCUCACGCAAAGAACGUGCAACUUAAACUUGAUGAGACAUUAAGUGAGAAAGAUUUGUUGAUUACCCAGAUUGAGGCCCAGAACGCUGAAUUUAUGGCUCAACUUGAAAGCAAUAAGGUUUUACUGAAAGAAAAUAAAUUUCUUUCUGAAAGACUUGAAAAAAUACACAGUAGUCAUGAAGUGCAGCUGCAAGUAAAAGAGGAUGCCAUUAUUGAGCUUCAAGCCAUGAUGAAUCAGCACAUCCUAGAAACAAUUAGUCUCAAUGAGAAGGUUAAAAUUUUAGAAGAUGAUAAGUGUCUUCUGCAAGAGGAGCUAGAAAAUGUUCAAGAAUCAUCAGACAGAGUGAAAAAUGAAAACGAGUACCUGGAAACUGUGGUCCUCAACAAUUCUAAAAGAAUUGAUUCACUGUCUGAAUCCAUCAGUGCUUUGCAAGCUCAAAACAUUCAGCUGUCUUCCCAGCUUGCAAUUAGCAAAGAGGUGAAUGACACACUUUGCCAAGAAAAACAGGAUGGACAUCUAAAAUUAAUCCAAGACUUUGAGGAAAAACUCAAGGCUGUGCAGCGAGAAAAGGAGGGGUCAAAAAACACCAAUAAAGAACUGCAAGAGCUUCUAAAAGAAAAGCAUCAGGAAAUAAGUCAGUUGCAACAAAACUGCAUUAAAUAUCAAGAGCACAUUUUGCAUUUAGAGAAUUCUUUGAAAACCAUGAAAAAAGUUGAAGAGCAAAACAAAGAAGGUGAAGCCAAGUCUCACAUCCAGGAGGCCACAGUGAGAACUGGUACGCUUCAGGAAAGAGACCACCUUAAGCUAGAUCGAGUAAAUGUUCCAUCUGAAGAUUCGCUCACAGAGAAAACAAAAUUAAAGGAAGCUACGGUUGAAAAACAGCUAAACUCAUUUAAAAACAAUGACGUUAUUUUACAGAAACAAAUGGAUGAUCUAAAGAAUUUAGAUAUUAGCGACAGUCGAAGAGUUACUGAACUAAAGCGACAAAUGGACUCUCAAGCUAUGAAGAUGAAUAAUCUAAAGCGAGCAUUUGAGACUAAUGAAGCAAAACUGUCUGCUUUAUCAUCCACUCCUCAUGGGGCAAAUGCUACAAAACUUUGGAAUGAUUUGUAUCAGAAUGCUUUGCAGGAGAAAGAUAACCAGCUCAUGGAACAAGGUUCUGCAAUGAAAAAAUUACUGGAGGAUAUGCGAUUGUGUGAAAAAGAGGUGAAUGAACUUAAAAUAAUUAAUUCAAGACUGAAGAGUGCGCUUAAUGGAUAUUCAGUUGCUUCUGCUUCUCAUCAGAGGGAAAUCUUGAUUCUGAGUGCUAGCAAUGCCGAUCUCAAUGAGACUGUCGAACCUUUGACUGUACAGUUAAAUGAACUCAGUGCUCAAGUUAAAACAGUAGACCAAGAUAGAAGUGUUCUUGAAAUGCAGAUUGCCAACAAAGAUGAGAUUUCUCAUUUUCAUCUUCAUAACUUGACAGAAAAGAUUAAUGCUGAGUUGGACGCUGAGAUGCUUGUUUUGAGGGCUGAGAAUGACAAGGUGCAGGCUGAACUGGAGAACCAAAAAGGAAUUUCCUUUCAACUGGAAAGCCUACUUCAAAGCAAAGAUGCCGAGAUCUCCUCUCUCUUGUCCUGUAGGGAUGACCAUAUGUCAGGAUAUAUUGAGCAACUUCAGGCUAAUUGUCAGUCCCAAGAAGCUAUCUAUGAGGACAGGUUAAGAACUUUACAACACCAAAGGGAACAGGCUACUAAAGAAUUCAGAGAACUUCAGGCCAAAGUCAGAAGUCUGCAAAUUAGCUUGAACAGGUCAGGCCAGGAAAAAGAGCAAGUGUCAGCGAAGAUGGAGGAAGUCAAGAUGUCACUGGUGUCUGCACAGAGGGAAAAAGAACAAUUGAUGUCUGAAUACAGAAUACUCGAGGCAAAGAGUCAUUUAGAACUUAAACAUGUAGAGAACUCGAUUGAUAAUGGUGGCACAACCAGAGGCCUUAAAGAAGAAAUUAAGAAAUUAUUACAUCAGAUGGAUGACCUAAAUUCUGAGAACGCGAUGCUCAGGGCCCAACUCAUUCAUUACAGAGAGGAUUUGAACCAGGUUUUAUCCUUAAAGGACAAUCAGUUGAAAGUUUUGCUAAAAAAGCGGGAGGAUGUUAUACAAAAUCUUGAAAACCAAAACACGACAGCUGAAAAACAGCACACAGAAGCUUUGUCAGAGCUCCAAAACAAAAUAGAGAUGAGUUGUACUUUGAAGGCAGAUGUUUCUAAACUUGAAACACAGGUGGCAAAACUGCAAAAUGAUAUAGCGAGUCAGAAGGAUACAAAUGAAGACAAAGUUAUUGCUGAUCUGCAGCGAACUGUGGCGGCUAAAACUGCUGAAUGUAUUGAUCUUCAGCAAAAACUUCUCUCACAGGAAGCUCAAAUUGCUGACAUAACGAAACAAAUGGACCUGCUUGAAAAUGAAACUGACAAAAAACUAACACAUUCAGAUGAUAAAUACACUACUGAACUGGAUGCCUCUGAACACGAAGUGGACCGAAUGACGACUGAACGACAGAGGGCUGAGCAAAAGCUUGCAAAGGGUCUGCUGGAAUCAAAGCAACAAUUGUUGGAGGCCCAACGGCAAAAUAAAGAUCUAAAGGCUCAAAAUGAGUCCCUUUGUAAAGCCAUGGCUGCUUUGCAGAAUGACCGUGACCAGCACGUUGAAGACUUCAAGGUCUUGCGAAGCAGGUAUGAUGGAGAGCUCAGAGACACUCGGGCAGCUCUGAACAAAGUUGAGCGCCAUUUCCAGGAUGCUACAUCUGAUGUAGCCAUGUUUACCAAAGAAAGGGAGAUCCUUGUUCACAAAUUAAGAGCUUUGGAGAGCAAAGAUACUCAUGCAGAGCUGAACAAGUUGCUUGGCGAGCUAACGAAGGCUUUUUCAGAAAAGGAAAAACAACUGAAGCGGGUUAUCCUGGAAAAUUCCACCUAUAGCAGACAACUGUCUGCUUUCUCCAAGUCCAUUGCCAGUCUCCAAAAUGAUCGUGACAGGCUGGUUGAUGAGUUGGCAGAAGCGACAAAAGUGGUUGAGUCCAGGCAAGAGUCAGGCCUAAACACUGUCAGGACAAUGAGUGAGACAAAGUCAAAAGGAAGUACUUUCCAUAUUGAAAAGCAUGGGGUGAUGAAAGAGCUGCAGCCUCGACUGACACCUGAAAAAGAAGCCAGCAAUUUGCCAAAUGAAACUGCUCUUCAAAGGUCUGAAAGAGACACACAACCAGUCAAGGAAACGGUGAAUCCGAUAAGCCAGAAGGAAAUGGAAGAGGCGGUGAGUCGAUUGGAAGCAGAGAGGGUCCAGCUGCACAGAGAGCUGCAACUCUGCUUGUAUGACAUCCAGCAACGAGACCAGUACUUUCAGCAACUUAACUCAAAGCUACAGCAAGCAAUGGAGGAGAAGGGUGCUGUCACCGCCCAGCUUAGUGCUAUGUCCCAAACCCUGAGGGACACCCAAAAUCGAUGCCGCUGGCUGGAAAGCCAAGGCCAGACCCAGGGUGCAGUUGAAGCACAGGUGGCUCCCGGAGGUCCUCGGGAAAAGAACAGCACAGUUGUUGCUCAAACAAUUGAAGUUGACCAGCUCAGAGAAAGGCUCCUUGAGGUAGAGCGGAGUCUGGCAGAUGAACGGUACCGAAGGGAGACUGCCGAAGAGGCUUUGCAUCUUGCUGAGGCCAGCACAAAAAGUUCAAGUCUGUCUCAAGAUCUUCGGAAAGACUUCAGCAGUAUCGAGAUGGAAGCAGACGAUGAGUGGGAAGCUGUGAGCCUCAACCCAAACCAGCCACUGAUAACACGGAAGGUGAAAGUCGGAAUGGUGGCAUGCAGACGUUGGUUCAGAGGAAGAGGCCUGUACUUUUCCCGGCUGCUGAUGAGCCGUGCACGCUCACGUUACUUCUUUCUUGCCUACUUGGUCGCAAUUCACGUGAUUGUCCUAAUGUGCCUUACUGGUGCCCUCUAAAAAGGUCAUCAACAAGUUGGAAGUUGGUUGAGAGGUUUAAAAAAAAUAGCUAAGUCCCUAUUAAUUUAUUUGUAAAUUACACACUAGCGUGUCAUUUGCUUUAUAAACACUGGCACAGUCAGGUAACUGCGAUGUUCGUCCUUUGAGAGUCAAUUGUCUUUUUUGUUCACAGCUUUGGUAAUAGUUGCACAAAUUGCAAGUUGUAAAUAGAUUAUCUGUAAAAGUGGUUUACCACACAAAGCCUUAAAAGAGUGAUAUCACAAUAUAGGGACAAGGCUAGAGAACCCUUAGAUGUAAACACUUUACAAAAUCCUAUUAACAAUAAUGUCAUCUCUCCCAUGUUACUCACUAGAGGAAAUCAAACCUCUCAACUUGGUUUCCCUGUCAACAACAAUACAUUCACUCUUGGGGUUGUUUAAUUUAUUUCCAAAAUACAAAUGUUGGUACAAUUUU